AUGGUCACAUUGAAGUCUUUCUUGUCUGUGCUCUCACUGGGCCUGCUUGGUACUGCCCAAGCAUACAGCCGUGGCGAGUGCCAGUAUCCGACACAGAAUCCAAUUCAAGGCUGUCCCCAAGGAACCCUUCUCGUUGGACCCAAUGCAAAGUUCACUAGCAUCCAGUCUGCUGUGCUUUCCAUACCAAACAACACAGUGCCAUACUACAUUCUUGUCCUUCCAGGCAACUAUACUGAACAAGUCAAUGUCACUCGCCCAGGACCCUUGACUCUGCUCGCUCAAACCAAAUACCCCAACGACAACACCAAGAACAUAGUCAAUGUGAUCUGGCACAAUGCUACUGGAACACCUAGCACAGGAAGCUAUGACAAUGCAUACACAUCCACUCUCACAGUAGCGCCGACUUUCAACAGUAGUCUGACUGGCAGCGGACCCACUGGCAACCACGUACCAGACGGGACACCAUUCGGCAACACAGACUUCAGAGCUUACAAUCUCAACUUCAUCAAUGACUACCUGCCAUACUCUGCCGGACCUAGUCUGGCCCUAAGUGUCAGCUAUGCAAAUGCCGGAUUCUACUAUUGUGGCUUUUACAGCUAUCAAGAUACCGUCUACAUUGGAAAGCUAGGAAACACAUACAUGCACAACAGCACCAUAGCUGGACAAACAGACUUCCUGUAUGGUUUCGGCACUUUAUGGAUUCAAUCCUCACUUCUAUCUCUUCGCAACUGCGGUGGCGGCAUCACAGCAUGGAAAGGCACAAACACCACUUUUGAAAACCACUACGGCGUUUACAUACACGAUUCUUCUGUUCGUGCUGCAAACAGUUCUCUCGAUAUCGUUGGACAGUGUGCUCUUGGAAGGCCUUGGAACGCUGGCCACAGAAGCAUUUUCGCAAACACAUAUCUGGAUGACUCGAUUAUGCCGGGAGGAUAUAUCAAAUGGAGUGCGACUGACCCAAGGAUUGGGGCUAAUACGACGAUGGCGGAGUAUAAGGACUAUGGGCCUGGGUGGAAUGCUACUGGCAGAGCGGAGGCUAAUAUUACGCUUGUCAUGACGGAUGCACAGUAUGCUCCUUACAGUACUCCGGAAAAGGUGUUCCAGUAUCCAUUCUCGGGGAAGUUUGGAAAUACCAAAUGGAUUGAUAGGAAGCCGCAGGUGCAUGGAAACUGA
Messenger RNA from Aureobasidium musti, 1173 nucleotides. The record is from the annotation of a GenBank genome assembly. Lineage: Eukaryota; Fungi; Ascomycota; Dothideomycetes; Dothideales; Saccotheciaceae.